AUGGAAGAGGCGGCUGCGGAAGAGCUCGGGACAGAUACCGGCAUCGUUCGAUGUCGCAUCGGAGAUUAUGUGAAAGAGCCGACGGGCAGUAAAGAGGUGCCUAUGGCAGAUGUAAUCACACGCCACGUCAAGCAAGUUGCCGAUUUUAACAAAGCCCUCGAGAAACGGCGGCUGUGGAAGAAGAGAGAAAAAGAGCUCGAAGCGAAGCACGAAGACACAUGGGGAGUCCUCAAAUCGGAAGGGCGCACUAAGGAGCGUACGAAGAGCCCGGAUAUCGUCUCUAGUAGCGCCAAGAGGGUCCUAGACUCUAUAGUAGUCGAAGGUGUCGAUGAAGAUGUGGUGAAACGAGUGAAGGAAAAAGUCGCACGGGAAUUUGGUUCUGUUGAUGUUCAUGCAGCCAUCAGGCAAAGAAUUGCCAAGCAGAAAGAAGCGCGACAACUGCAGCUGCAGAACGAUGUUUCCGAUGCGUGGAUGCCCGACAGAUUUUACACCGAAGAGUUAAAGCAGGUAAAACGUAGCCUUACCCCUGUCGCGUCCGACAGCGAGAGUGAUUCUAAGGGAAGCAAGAAAAAAAAGAAGCGCAAGAAGGAGAAAAAGAAACGCAAGAAGAGCAAGAAGAAGCGGAAGGACUGA
Molecule: messenger RNA, 633 nt
Organism: Eimeria mitis
Lineage: Eukaryota; Apicomplexa; Conoidasida; Eucoccidiorida; Eimeriidae
Exons: 4
Coding region: 1-633 (210 amino acids)
Source: RefSeq, a predicted model, not a curated record